GUAGUAAAGAACAAAAAUAUACUAAUACAGGUGUUUUUGGCACCACAUGCUACAACUAGCCUGCGUCAUUAGGAACGGGAUAAAAAUAGUAAUUUUAGAAAGAUCCACACGAAUUGUUAGUUUUUCUUGAGACUUAAUGCGGUAAAUAGAGGCAAUAAUUUCGGUUAUUUCGCAAAAGUGUUUGACAAUAUUUCGAGCUGUAACGAAAAAUUAAAAAAGAAUGUUUUGCGGAGAUUAAAACCUCAACAAAUGUCAUCCCGUUUAAAAUACUUAGUGCUUUGACAUUUACAAGCAAAUCACAAUCACGUGUAAUUAAUAUAUUUGUGGAUCUGUCGAUUAAAAAAUGCCGAAUUACUCUGAACUAUACAGUUUGCCAACUGUAAGUGCUCUCAGCUUUCCCCAUUAUAAUAGCUCGUCCCUUAGUUACAUAAAUUAUUCAAAGCCUUUAUCGCGAUAUCCCGGUGUUUAUAAACCUCAUCUGUCUACGAUAUCGGAAAUCAGUUCGCCUUACAGAAGAUUAAAUACUCCAAAGUUAACGUACCCUACAGAUAUAUCUUCGAGAACCAUCAAACCAAUCAAGGUAAUAAAUACAGCUGAUAUUGAUGUUUCUGUAAAUAGAUAUAAGAAGUACGAAAAGAAAACACCAAGAAUAAAGCAAGUAGAACCUAAGCCAUACAUUCAAGAGCAACCAGUCGAAGUAGUUAAAGAAUCUAAGCCAAAACCAACAAUAAGAAGAGACAGAGCAACAGUACGAAUCAGAACUGUUCAUGCCGAUACAGUGAAAGAAGAAAUCGGAGCAUUCAAAACAUGGAGAGACAACUUUGAGCCAAAUGAAUUAACGAACGAAGUUAAAACAAGAAAGAAAACAAAAGGUGAGAUACUAAAAGAGAAAUUUUUAAUACGUAGUCGAAGCAAGGAAAACAUCGCUGCCAUUGUUGAAACACCAAAGAAAUAUUUGCCCAAAAAGACCUCUAGCUUCCGUGAUAUCUGCACUGCCAUCACGUUAGAAAAUAUCUCCGAUGAUCUAAAUCCAGGACAACCUGUAGAGAUCCAAAGGCGCCAAAGUAGAUCUUUCUCGAGUGAAAAUCUUUUGAAGGACAUUCGGAGAGUUUCCACAGAAAUCUCGCAGGAAGACCUCAACAUACUAAACUCAAUAUUGUCCAGCCAAGAAGAAACCGAGAGUUCGGACGAAUCAGUAGUUUCUGUUAAUCUUUCAGAUUUUAGAUCCAACAGUUCAAAUAAUGAAUUCGAAUCUUCUGACAAAAGUGAAAAUGAAGUAAAAAAUAUCGAAGUUGCUUCUGAAGACGACAAAAACAAAGUUACCAGUAACUUAGAACCUGUUAAAAUUGAUCAAGAUGACACUAGGAGAGACAGUGGCCAACUUAACAAAAGUAAGUCAGAUCUAUGUAUUAAAAAACAAAAAAAAGUCUCAAAAACAAACGAUACAUUUGCUUUAAAGAGAGAUUUGACAUUACCAGAUAUUUUAUCCAAAAAAGAUAACCUUGUUAAACAUAAAUCUAAUACUGAUGGUACAAAUAUUUUAAGGAAGAAUUUUAAGGAAAGUGUAAGUACCAACGAUAGUAAAUUAAAGCCCAACUUAAAGGAAAAAAUGGAUGAAAUGAAUUCAACAAAAAAUGAUCAAGCAGCUACAGGAAACAAAGACAAUAAAGAAGAAAUUAAACCAACAACUACAUUAGCUACAAAAUUCCCAACAAAUUUAAAGAAAAAGGAAGAGGAAGUUACAUCAAAACUACCAGUUGCACCAGUAUUAAAAAAAGAAGAAAAAAUAAAAUCAGACAGCAAAAUACUUUCAAAUGAAUCAAAAAAUAAGGAAAAAGAUAAAGAAGUAGUCUCGAAGAUACAAGAAUCUGCACCAGUCAUCACAGAACAAGAGAAGCAAAUCAACUCAGGCAAUAAAAUUAUUUCAACUGGAGGAAAACUUGAAAGUAAAGAAGUUGAUUUAAAAUUAAAGAAAUUGCAGGUCGAACAAAAAGCAAAUGAGUUGAAGGCAAAUAUUUUAAAUAAAAAAAUGUUAAAUGAACAAAAAUUGAAAGCAAAAGAAGCUGAAGCAGAAAGGAAAAGUUCUGUGGAGGUAUUAAAGAAGGACAACAGGGAUAAGGCAACUGAUAAGUAUGACACAAGUUCAACAAUAAACAAAAAAGAAGAAAUAGAAGCAAAGGUACUCCAAAAUAACUCAAAACCACCAGAAACACCGAAGGAUAUAUCCAAUGUAGAAAUCCAAGAAAUUAAAUUCAAGAUAAAACCAGUUAUCACUGGAAGUGUGGAAGAUAUAGUUGUUCCUAAGAAGACUUUGGUAGCACGGAUCGACAAAGUAGAAGUAGAAGUAGAAAAACCACCUAAAUCAGACAAAAAGCUUAAAGUUAACGCUGUUAUUAACGUCCAACAAGCUAAACAACAAGAAAAAUUGAAUAAGGGAAUCAUUGCUAUUCCAAGAACAGAAACUGGUUUAGAGAAUGUCAUCAUACAAAAACAAAAUGUUAAACAGAAUUGUAAAACUAUAAAAGAACUGAAGCCUAAAGUGAAGAAAAAGAAUAAUAAUCUUGAAAAAAAUAUUAGUAAAUGUCCGAAUUUGACUAGUGUUGCAGAAGAUGGCAUUGAAGAAUCUCCAAGCAAAGCAACUACUGUUACAAAAGAAUUAACUUCAAUGCAAGAUACAGUUACAACUGAAGAAGAAUCAGCAAAUAUUUCGAAGUUAAACCUAAGAAAUAAGGAUUCCGAAGAAGCAGAAACAUCAGAAGCUGCCAAAAAGAAGGAAUCUAUCAAAAUAAUCUCCAAACGAUCGCUGUUAAAAAAACCGACCAAGGACGAUCCAGAUUUGGUCGUAUUUAUUCCACCACCAGAGCCGGAACCAGAGCCUGAGCCCGAGCAAGAAGAAAAGAAGGAAGCUUUCGUACCUCUUCAGUCCAAUCGUCUAACGCAAUGGAUGCAUCCUUGGGCUAAGCCGGAACAGUUCGAUGAGUGUCCUGUAGAAAUAUUUGCGCGACCUAAGUUAAUUAAGGGAAGACAUUAUCCCAGACCUCGCAAACGCAACAGCAAUGCUGCCGCUAUGGUACCGACAACGUCUGAAGACAAUGACAGUAAUGAUAGUGAUAGUGAAGACAAUACGUCGACUGAAGACACUAGUGCUAGUUUGCGAUCGAAUGAUUCGGGCUUCGGAUCCACGGUUCCCGAAAAACUAAAUGUUUCUCAAAGGGAGGCGGUGACCACGAACACAAACGGACCGGAAAUAGCAGAAGAAGUAUUUAUUCCACCUACCGAUAAAAUAAUUCCACCUGCUACAACCAUUCCUAGGUUUAAAAAAUAUGCUGUAGAGGACUUUGAUUUUCUUAAAGUACUUGGCAAGGGAAGUUUUGGUAAAGUACUUUUAGCCAAACUAACAGACACCGAUUACUACUAUGCAGUAAAAUGCCUUAAAAAAGAUGUGAUUGUUGAAGACAAUGAUGUUGAGUGCACUUUAAUAGAAAGAAAAGUGUUGGCGUUAGGAACCAGGCAUCCAUUUUUGUGCCAUUUACUUUGCACUUUUCAGACAGAGUCCCACCUGUUUUUUGUGAUGGAAUAUUUAAAUGGUGGAGACUUGAUGUUUCAUAUAACGACGGGGGGCAGUUUUCCCGAGGAACAAGCUCAAUUUUAUGCAGCAGAAAUUAUUUCGGGCCUUCAAUUUCUCCACAAUAGGGGGAUAAUAUAUAGGGAUCUUAAAUUAGAUAAUAUACUAUUGGACUUUGACGGGCAUGCCCGAUUGGCAGACUUUGGAAUGUGCCAGCUUCAAAUAUUUUUGGAUAGGAUGGCUGAAUCAUUCUGUGGAACCCCUGAUUAUAUGGCUCCAGAGAUUAUCAAAGGACAACAUUAUAAUCAAGCAGUAGACUGGUGGUCGUUUGGUGUUCUGUUAUACGAAAUGUUCCUCGGCCAAUCUCCUUUUAGCGGUUGCGACGAAGACGAACUUUUUUGGUCGAUUUGUAAUGAGAAGCCAGUAUUUCCAAAGGAGCUCUCUACUUACGCAACAGAUAUUUUAACCAAGUUAUUAGAAAAAGAUCAGUCGAAGCGACUAGGAACUAGAUUCAGUCCACAUGGUCUUAUUAGAGAUCACAAUUUCUUCCGACACUUAGAUUGGAAUGCUUUGGAAGCACGACAGCUGGAACCACCCUUCAAACCAAAUUUGAGGCAUCCGUUAGAUACACAGUACUUCGACACGAAUUUUACAAAGGAAGCUGUGAAAAUAACGCCAAUAACAGAAGUACAAAUUUUAGAGACCAUCGACCAAUCUCAGUUCCAAGGCUUCAGCUAUACAAACCCUAAUGCUACAGAUAAAUAAAUAGUUAGAUAGUAUGUUAAAUUUUUAUUACAAAUGGACUGUGAGAUUUUAUCAUUUGGAACAACUGUUUUUUUUUUUCAGAAGGAUAAAAUAAAUAAUAAUUAGAAUAUUGUGUAUUUGUUGUGAAACUAGGAAAUACAAGAAUAUUCUCUUGUUUAUCAGUAGGUACAGAUGUUAUGGAAUAAAAAUAAAAUGUAGGAAGAAAUUAUUAGAGCUUCAAUUCUGUUAUAUGGCAUUAAAAACUUUCACAGUUUAAAUAUUUAACUACUGUAAAAUGGGCUGAAUAGAAACAAUGGGGUGAAUAGAAACAAAACUUCACUAAAUAAUA
This is a messenger RNA of Diabrotica balteata, 4658 nucleotides long. The record is from the annotation of a GenBank genome assembly. NCBI's taxonomy places the organism in Eukaryota, Metazoa, Arthropoda, Insecta, Coleoptera, Chrysomelidae.